AUCCCCUAACAGCCACAUUCACAGUAGUGAUAGCACAGUUAACUGCAAAUGGAGAAACGUGAAGAGAAGGUUGUAUGCGUGACAGGUGCGUCAGGCUUCGUAGCCUCAUGCCUCAUCGGCACUCUUCUUCGCAAAGGCUACACUGUCAAUGCUACCGUCAGGAACGUCGCCGAUCCGACCAAGGUCGACCAUCUCAAGGCGCUGGAAGGGGCUAAGGAACGGUUGAGAUUGUUCCACGCUGAUUUGACGGUGAAAGCCUCCUUUGAUGCUGCUGUGGACGGCUGCGAUGGCGUCUUCCACACCGCAUCGCCCGUCGUCUUCGACAAUAUAAAGGAUCCGCAGACGGAGCUCAUAGAGCCUGCGGUUAAUGGAACUCUUAAUGUCCUUAGAUCCUGCCUCCGAUCCCCCUCCGUGAAACGAGUGGUCUUAACAUCUUCACUUGCUGCUGUUGUUAUCAGUAGGAAAGCUUUGGAAGGAAACGCCAUAGCUGAUGAAACUUGGCAAUCUGAGCCAGGAUUUUGCGAGGAAAUUCAGGCAUGGUAUUGUUUGUCAAAGACACUGGCGGAAGAAGCAGCGUGGAACUUCGCGAAGAGCCAUGGAAUCGACUUAGUAGUGAUAAAUCCUGGCCUGGUUAUAGGCCGUGCCCUGCAGCCAAUUCUCAACGUCACAUUUGAGGAAUUUCUACAGUUCAUUACGAAAGGGACGAGUUCGAUCGUUACAGCCGACGGAACAGUUAUACUAGUGGAUAUAGAAGAUGUUGUCCAAGCACAUAUCCUAGCAUUGGAGAAUCCUUCGGCUAAUGGAAGAUACUGCUUAGCUUCAGCAUCGCUGUACAAAUCCGAAGUUUAUAAGAUUAUUCGGCAUUUGUACCCUACCUUCACCCUUCCUCCAUGUGAUGAAAACGAUCGGCUAAAGCGAAGCGCACUGCAGAUAUCGAAGGAGAAGGUGAAAUCCUUGGGCGUUGAUUUCGUUCCCAUCGAACAGAGUAUUAAGGAGACCAUUGAAUUUCUCAAGGAAAGGAACAUGCUAGCCGUUCCAUGAAGAUAAGUUCUAACUAUAUAUAUAAACAGAUCUGAUCUAUGCAUCAUCCAUUAAGCUUGAAGUAGUUUGAUCAUUUGCUUCUGUAUCGAUCCAUCGCCAUCUUCUCCCUUAUCAAAUCUGUUUAUACAAUAUUUUUAAAAACUUUGAUACUAUUUUUAAGAAAUCAAAAUAAAUAUAUUUUAGACA
Andrographis paniculata is the source of this 1227-nucleotide messenger RNA. Its product is annotated as phenylacetaldehyde reductase-like. The record is from RefSeq and is a predicted model, not a curated record. NCBI's taxonomy places the organism in Eukaryota, Viridiplantae, Streptophyta, Magnoliopsida, Lamiales, Acanthaceae. Gene Ontology annotation, molecular function: oxidoreductase activity, acting on the CH-OH group of donors, NAD or NADP as acceptor. The transcript is spliced from 4 exons. Bases 49 to 1041 code for a protein of 330 amino acids.